Molecule: messenger RNA, 6451 nt
Organism: Acipenser ruthenus (sterlet)
Lineage: Eukaryota; Metazoa; Chordata; Actinopteri; Acipenseriformes; Acipenseridae
Product: sodium- and chloride-dependent glycine transporter 2-like
Exons: 16
Coding region: 332-2722 (796 amino acids)
Biological process (GO): sodium ion transmembrane transport; glycine import across plasma membrane; synaptic transmission, glycinergic
Cellular component (GO): membrane
Molecular function (GO): glycine:sodium symporter activity
Source: RefSeq, a predicted model, not a curated record
UAACCAACCGUGGAAUAUUACCGUAUAAUUCCUCGAGUGUAUUAUUCAGCUCCAAAUGAGUCACUCCAAACACGCAAGCUCGAAGAGGAUGAGUGACAGCUAUAGCCGGCGCUUGCGCUUGCUGUCCCUUUAAAAAUCUGAAUCCAAGGCUAAUGAUUUAUCAAACUCUUAUUAUCAAGAAAAUGUCAGGCGAAGGGCACCUUGCUAUGCACUGACGCAAACCAGAUCUUUCUCACGGAGGUAUAGAAAGCUUUGCACUUACAAGAGCUAAAUGCAGUCCAUCUAAAGCCUUUACUGCUGUUUUCUUAUCCUAUCUGUUGCUGCUAGAAACAUGGACUAUUCUGAGCAGAGAGACAUGGCCAAGCACCCUACUAAAAACCAUGCUCCCCUGAACCCUGGAGGACAGCCUGACGGUACUGCUGGAGCUAUAAUUAACAAGCCUGAAAAGGACCAAAACCUACCUUCUGAGGUCCAUCCACCAGCACAAGCAGCCAAGGUUUCAAGAUCUCCAUCCAUUGAGCGGAAAACUUUGUCUGCAGUUGAAGCCAAACCACACGCACCAGAGGCGAUCACAAUAGCGGGGACGUUAAAGAACACCAGUCCCGCUCAAGUCAAUUCUGUCACUCGCAAGGAUUCUAUAGAGCCCGUACCGCACAAGGAUGCAUAUACAACUGUUUAUAGCAAAAUUGUGACUCCCCACUGCACCGAAGCGGUACCCAAUCAAAGUAUUAUGAAGAGCACAGUCGAGCAAAAUAAUGCCACAGGCAACUGGACAACCAUGAGCCAGACCACCGUGGUAUUAGGCACAGAUGGCAACACGUCUGUUAUGCCUGGCACCGGCAACGGGGGUGAUGGCGAUGAUGAUGACGAAGAUGGGGAUGAAAACAAAGUCAGAGGAAACUGGUCAAAUAAACUGGAUUUCAUCCUUUCUAUGGUUGGUUACGCUGUGGGUUUGGGAAACGUGUGGCGAUUUCCCUACCUAGCUUUUCAAAAUGGAGGAGGUGCGUUUUUAAUCCCUUACCUGAUAAUGCUGGCUCUCGCUGGUGUCCCUAUAUUUUUAUUGGAGGUAUCGUUGGGUCAAUUUGCCAGCCAGGGCCCUGUUUCUGUAUGGAAAGCUAUUCCUGCGCUCCAAGGCUGCGGGAUUGCCAUGUUGAUUAUUUCUGUUCUAAUAGCCAUAUAUUACAAUAUUAUAAUGUGCUGGACUAUCUACUACUUGUUUUCGUCCUUGUUCGGAUCUCUGCCGUGGGCGAAUUGUAGAAACCCGUGGAACACACCAGAUUGCAAAGACAAGGACAUGCUUUUGUUAGAUUCCUGUAUAUUGCGUGAUAAAAACAUCACGUCUAUUAAAAACACUACCUUUUGUAUGUCUGCCAGUGUUGCCAGUAACCUGACCAGGCUCACUAACGUCACAUUGGAAAACAAAACUUUUGUCAGCCCUAGUGAGGAGUAUUUCAAGUACAAUGUAUUGCACAUUUCAAAAGGCAUUGAAUACCCAGGGGACAUCAGGUGGCCACUAGCCCUGUGCUUGUUUUUGGCCUGGGUCAUUGUCUAUGUAUCGCUGGCAAAAGGAAUAAAGUCAUCAGGGAAAGUAGUAUAUUUUACAGCUACGUUCCCCUAUGUGGUUUUGGUCAUUCUGUUGAUCAGAGGAGUCACAUUGCCAGGGGCUGGAGCUGGAAUCCUAUACUUUAUAACACCGAAGUGGGAAAAGCUCAAUGAUGCUAAGGUGUGGAAGGAUGCUGCUACUCAAAUUUUCUUCUCCCUGUCUGCAGCCUGGGGUGGACUAAUUACUCUCUCAUCGUACAACAAAUUCCACAAUAACAUUUACAGGGAUACGAUCAUAGUGUCGUGUACUAAUAGCGCUACCAGCAUCUUCGCAGGAUUUGUCAUCUUCUCAGUCAUCGGGUUCAUGGCCCAUGAACUUCAAGUGCCUAUUGAAAAAGUUGCUGAUGAAGGACCUGGCAUUGCCUUUGUAGUUUAUCCAGAAGCAUUAACCAGGCUUCCUCUCUCUCCAUUCUGGGCCCUGAUAUUCUUUUUAAUGCUGUUGACUCUUGGGUUGGACACAAUGUUUGCUACCAUUGAGACAAUAGUAACAUCUAUUUCUGAUGAGUUUCCCAAAUACCUGCGUAAACACAAGCCCAUUUUCACGCUGGUCUGCUGCGUCUCAUUUUUCGUGCUGGGAUUUCCCAUGAUAACGGAGAAUGGAAUGUAUAUGUUGCAACUUGUGGAUACAUACGCUGCCUCAUACUCCCUGGUCAUCAUUGCAAUUUUCGAACUAGUUGGAAUUUCAUAUAUAUAUGGGUUGCAAAGAUUUUGUGAAGAUAUCGAAAUGAUGAUUGGAUUCCAGCCAAACAAGUUCUGGAGAGUUUGCUGGGCUUUUGUCACUCCAACUAUCCUUACAUUCAUCCUGUUCUUGAGUUUGUACCAGUGGAAGGUUAUGACCUAUGAGGAUUAUGUGUACCCCACUUGGUCAAUGGUGCUUGGAUGGUUGAUGGUAGUGUGUUCUGUCAUUUGGAUUCCUAUUAUGUUUGUGAUUAAAAUGCAUCUGGCCCCUGGCAGUUUCAUUGAGAGGCUUAAGCUGGUCUGUUCUCCACAACCAGACUGGGGUCCAUUCUUGAUGAAGCAUCGCGGAGAACGCUACAAGAACAUGACCGACCCCCUGGGAACCAACUCUCUGGGGCUCAAACUACCACCAAAGGAUUUUGAAUUAGGAACUCAGUUUUAGUGGCACUAUCCGUUCUCUGUCACUUUAUUCAUGUAGUUGUUUAUUUGGUAAAAUCCACAGGCUCGUAGUAUCAUCAGAUCUAGAUAUUUGCUUAUUUGGGGAAAUGUGUUUUAUUAUGUGGUUUCCAUAAGUAGCUGAAGCUUGUUACAAUCGCAUAUUUGGGGAGUUCAAUUCAAAUAAUAUGAAUAAAAUAAAAUAAAAACUACAUAUAUUGUCUAGAAAAGCUGUCUGGCUUAAUACAGUUCCAGUGCUGCAGUUCCAGGCUGAAUGUCCUUCAAGGCAUUUUUCUGCUUUAUUACAAAACUGGUACAGACAGUAAACAUCUGUGCCUCCUAUAAAUUCAAUGACUUCUAUAAAAAUGCUAGCUAUAAAAGGUUGGCAUUUACUAGUACCUGUUUAUAGGCUAUACAUUUGUAUAAAAGAAAUAGUUUUGUGUGAAAUAAAAAUGGUACUUGUGGCUACCAUUACUUCCAACAUUUAUCCAACAUAAAGUAAAUUUACAGUUACCAGUAUGUUUGUUCCUAAUAUAUGUAAUAAAUGUAUUCUUUUUUAUCAUAAGAUAAAUAACAAAUAUGUGAUUGGUGCCUAAUUCUAUAUUCUCGCAGUAGUUUAUCUGUAUGCUCAGUUUUACACAAUAUUGAUGGUUUUACUCGUACAUUAAUUAGAACUGCCCAGCUCUUGUAUAGUUCUGCAUUGUAGAAACUAGAUGUACCUUUCUCUCUUCACUAAAGGGGAAAUUAAUUGCGCCCCAGAUCUAUAAACGCUUCAAUACAUAUUCUCUCUUAUAGAAACUUAAUAUAAAUGAAUGAUUGUUGAUAGUUUGUACCAUGUAUGUUUAUGAUGAUCCGUUUGCCUCCUUUUUAAAAGAAAACGCCAUCCAGAAAAUAUUGAUCUAUGCUUUAAAAUUUGCAGAUAUAUUUGAUGGCCAUAUACGCGGUGGAGUGUGUUUAUUGAUUAACAGUACAUUUUGUGAUCUAGUUAAGGGAGUUGUGGGUCAUUUCCCCUUACAUAAUCAAGUGAUUUGUCAAGUAGAAUUAAAAGUAAACUAAUAAGAGAGAAUCUGUAUAGCUAUAAUUGGCAAAUUGUCUAUCUAAUUGUUACUUGUACAAAUUUACACUUUUUACAAAGUGAUCAGUGUUCACGUAGUACGUACUAGUGUUGUCAUGUCCCUCUUAGUAUCUUAUGAUGUAGAGAUGGUGAGAAUAGGAUAGUUUAGAAACAUUUUUUUCUUAAACUAUUAUAGUCGGAAAUCCUCUAGUUGACUUCCGGGGACCGUUUCGCCAUUCAUUUGUCUGUUUGUCUUCAUGUUACAGGGUCUCAGGUAAACUUAUGUUCAUAAAUUCAAGAUGUAUUUCAAAUAUCACCAUUGUAGAUGACUAAUGAUAUUUAGCUCCUCGUAUUUUAAAGACAUGUGUUACUUUUAAAAGAUUUCAGAAAAACUUUAAAUAAAAAAAAACAACAACAACAACAAUAACAGGAAGAUUCUCCAUGCUGCUGUUGAAAAGAUAUUCUGCGGUAGCUUCCUGUUUCCUGUUACAUUUAGGCCUGUCCAGUUGAAGCCACUUAGACAGGCAGAAUUGCGACUCAAGUUCAUUUUCCUUUGAGGCAGCUCAUUACCAUGCUCAUGACUCUUCAGAGCUGCCUUAAGACAAUUCUAACAUAAGUGUAAAGCACAGAUUUGCAUUUCUGUUGGUAAUGGAAAAAUACACUGCUUGAUUUAAAGGCUUUUUGUUCAUCAGACUUACUGUUUAGAAGCAGCAAAUCUUUAGCUGCAAUAGCAUUGCUAUUUAGCUAAUAGAGCAAAUAGCAGAAAAGCCAUUUUCCAGUACUGUAACAGCGUGAUAUAAUCGUAGAGCAAACACCAUGUGAGGAAUAUGAACAUUCCAUUCGAACAGUCAUUACACGCUGUGUAUACAAAGCAGGGAUUGAAACACUUUUUUUUCUUCACAAUUUUUUCCCCCUGUUUUGUAGUUGUUAUGAACCAUGACUUUUAUAACAGCAUCUGUCCUUCGUUACUUUAAUUGUAUGUGGGUUUGAAACUGUAAAUUUGUCACCCUUCCAUACUUUGAGCCAUACUUGUAAUAACCUUAGCUUUGUUUGCAUUUUGUAGAACAACCCACACUGUUUCUUCUUUCAGUCUUUGCUAAGUAAACAAUUGACACAUCUUGAAAAGUAAUCAGCUCCCUUGGGAGAUCAGGUGAGCUCUAUAUCUCUGCAAUGGGGAGGAUUAGGACAUCUAGACUAAGCCACUCUGCACCCAGUUUGAGAUAGUUUUCUGAAUGAAGUGUUCUAAAAGUUAUGGCCGUAUAGACAAGGGUUAUCCCAGUGAUUAUAUUCUCCUAGUUGAAUCUAUGGACCUUGUUAUACAUAGAUUUCAAUUCUGCUGUUGGUAAAUAAUUCAAAUAGGGCCAUCGUUGAUGUUUAACAUACAUAAAAGAGAACUAUCAUCUGCACUCAUAAAAGAAGCUGCUUUUCCUUAAAACACUGUUAUGAAAGACAGCUCGAAAAAAGGGGUGUUAUAGAUCUGCCACUGUUUAGGGCAAUAAAAAGCACUGUAUAUCUGUAUUCAAACAGCAUGUUUUGUGGAAAUCCAUUCAAUGUUAACAAAACACACAGGGCUACCUUUUGAACCAGAGCAAAGGCGCGGCAACGUUUUGUACUAUUUCAAACUCUUUAAUAGUUGUGAAGGUUAGUAUCUGACACCCCACUUGCAUCGAAGGUGUAUCUCUGCAUCUGUCAACAAUGAAAUCCAAUUUUACACUAGAGCAAAAGUGUAUUAAAUGUGGUUCCUGUUGUUACAUGUUUUGCGUGAUGUCCGUCCUUUCAUAGUUUGUUUCGUAACUCAUCUUCCACUUCAACAGGUGCAUUUAGCCUCACCCAGCUCACCCAUCCCAACAUGGUACAGAAUUCACUGUCACUUUCUCAUUGACAUGAAGGAGAAGGUUAUUCUUUACUAGAUUGUUCUGAUUACACAGUAUGUAGAGUAUGAGUUCAAUUAUUAUUAUUAUUUAUUUUGCCUACAAGUCAACUUUAGGCAGUAGAUAACCAAAGAGGGAAGAGAGAUUUAUGAAGGGUAAAAAAAAAAAAAAGAAAAAAAAAUGUGAGAGACUGAGAAACUGCCAGUCAUGUUUCAUUUGUGUUCAUUAUAUUUGCAACAUAGUAAAACAAAUACAUCUUCAGGUAGCCAUUGGCCUUAUAGAUGUGUUCUAAUUUUAGAAAUAUAUUAAAUGUAUUUAAAUAAAAAAAAUAAAUAAAUAAAUAAACAGAGUAGCCUAUAGUCUGCCAUAUAUAUUAUAUCUCUUAUGUAGUGUAUGUUGUGUCUUUUUUGGCACUUUAUUGUGGACCUAUCACGGUAUAGGUUUAAUUCUUAAUUACUUGCAUAAUGUCAUAUAUUUGUGUGUGUUCUCCCUGGGGUGCUGCUGCCUAUGGAUAUAGAUAUGUACCCCAGUCAGGUCCUAAAACACUUGUUUGCCAUACAGAUAAAAUAUAAAGAUAUAAAUAUUAUGAAUAUUGUGCCAUAUGUAUCAUGGUAUAUUACAUGUGAAAUGCAUUAUUUAUUUUAAAAAAAAGUCAUUAUUCUUGAGGCCCUACCUCAGAUUUUGUAUUUAUGUAUACAAAUGCAAUUUAUGUAUAUUAGAUUUGCCUAUAUUACAAUGUUACGGACUAGAGUUUAUCCUAUACUGUAUAAGUUCUGAAAUCACUAAAUAAAUGUCAAUGUUUGAAACGUCA